AUGUUUACCCCCCCUGUCGAGAGGCUAGUGGUGCUAGAUGAGAUCUACAUGGUCCGAGAACAGGAGGAAAAGUAUCUUGCAGGAAAAGCGAGUAUGGACACAUAUGUCUUGGUGGACAUAGCUCGUUACCCGGUGUCACUUAAGACUUCCGAAGCCACUACCGCCGCGACAAUAUCAGCAAGCGAGUGGGAUCAGUAA
Penicillium chermesinum is the source of this 198-nucleotide messenger RNA. RefSeq lists its product as uncharacterized. Lineage: Eukaryota; Fungi; Ascomycota; Eurotiomycetes; Eurotiales; Aspergillaceae. The transcript is spliced from 2 exons. The coding region runs from base 1 to 198 and encodes 65 amino acids. The record is from RefSeq and is a predicted model, not a curated record.